GCCCCCUCUUUUUUCCUUAAUUCAUCCUCAUUCUCAUUCUCUUGUCUCUUACAAAAAUGGGGGAAAUCUUAUAUUGCUGACUCCCCCUCCUUCAUUCUCAGGUUCCAAUGCAAUAGCUCAUCUCUAGUUAAGAAUCUAGCCUGGGAGUGAGAACCAAGCAGCUGUCUUCCUUCCUUGGAAUGCAUAUAGAGGUCAGAGGAUCAGUUUUCAGGUUCCUCUUCUUGGUUCAAGUUUGUGUUCUUGGUCCCUUGUAUUUCUAAUAAGCUUCUGCUAGGUUGUUGUUUAAUCGAAGGUCAUUGUCGUAAUGGGUUCGUGUGUCUCGACAGCGAAUAAAAACAUCAUAUUAUCACAUAGGAAACGGCAGCAAAAAUCUAUCAAACAUCGCGGAAAGAUUACCACUUGUGUUCCUGAUGUACCUAUCAAACAGUUCAGUGAUGCUGGAAUAAAGGAUUUUGCUGUUAGAGAGUUUGUUCAUCUUGACUUUGACAAGGGUGAAGCAACUACUUGCCGAAGAUCUGAAGCUACUAACAAGAACUUCCAUCACACUCAGCUACAAUGGAACCACAGCCAAAUUGCUGGAAAUGGAAUAUGCCAAGAGGAAGUAUGGUUUGACUCUGUUAGUAUUGUGGACUCAGAUUCAGAUGAUGACUUCAUUAGUAUACAUGGAGAUGGUUUUUCUACAGUCGGUAGUACAAUUGGGCAAAAACCAAGCGCUCAAGUGCUUCAGUACGGGAGUGCGUCGUGCUUCGUAGACACUGGAAGCAAGUAUGAGGGGUUCUAUGAAAGCUACCUUAAAAUAGAUGGAGUUGCAAAAGGUGAUGAGGUACCUAGUAGGACAAAGAAAGUAAUGGAUGAUUCUUAUGGAAGUUUUAAAAGUCUUAAAGAUCUCUCUUAUGAUUCUGGAGAGAAAGUUCAAGAAAAUCGAAGAAAAUCUACAGUUGUUAUGGUUUUGAAGAGGAAAUCUUGUGAUGGAAAGGAAAAGACUCAAUUUUCUGCUGGGAGAUUGCUUUAUCGCCCGAGAGCAGGGUUUCAGAUACCCGUUUCAAAAGGAGAGAAGCCUACUCCAGGAUGCUGGUCUGAAGUUUCACCUUCAGUUUUUAGACUCCGUGGCGAGAAUUAUUUCAGAGAUAAGCAGAAGUGCCCUGCUUCAAGUUUCAGCCCGUAUUUACCAAUUGGUGUCGAUUUGUUUGCCUGCUCGCGAAAGAUAAAUCAUAUUGCUCAACAUCUUGAGCUUCCAUUUGUCCAACCACAUGAGAAAGUACCAUCACUUCUAAUUGUUAACAUACAGAUUCCUACUUAUCCUGUUGCCAUGUUCCAAGGUGAAUGUGAUGGGGAAGGAAUGAGCCUUGUAUUAUACUUCAAAGUAUCUGAAAAUUUUGAUAUAGAUAUCUCUCCUCAUUUUCAAGAUACCAUAAAGAGAUUGGUUGACGAUGAUAUGGAGAAGGUUAAAGGCUUUGCAAAGGAGAGCACGGUUCCUUUCAGGGAGAGACUAAAAAUUCUGGCAGGGUUGGUUAAUCCAGAGGAUUUGCAGACGGGGUCUACAGAAAAGAAGCUUCUUCAAGCUUACAACGAUAAGCCGGUGCUUUCGCGGCCCCAACAUGAGUUCUAUAGGGGACCGAAUUACUUGGAGAUUGAUUUAGAUAUCCACCGUUUCAGCUAUAUAUCUCGGAAAGGACUUGAAGCAUUCCGAGAUCGUAUGAAACAUGGGAUCGUUAAUGUAGGCUUAACCAUACAGGCACAAAAACCAGAGGAACUGCCAGAGCAAGUGCUGUGCGGUGUGCGCUUAAAUAAGAUUGAAUUUGUAAAUCACGGCCAAAUACCCACUAUCGUAACUAGAGACGACUGACUCAACAAGGCACUCGGAACAACAGGGCCUCGGCUGCAAAUUCUUUCUUCUUCUUCGACAAAGACGGGAAGAAAACAAAAUUAUAUUUUUGCUUCGUUCAGAUUAUGAGAGUUAUUUUUAAACUUGUCCAUGGAGAUCAAUAUCAUUGUAAUUAAUACCUGUUUUGUAAUGUGUUGCCUUUACCAUCCUUUCCAAUGUAUUUUAAGCAAUGCAAGUGAUCGUCCUGAUUUUGAAGUU
This is a messenger RNA of Mercurialis annua (annual mercury), 2083 nucleotides long. RefSeq lists its product as uncharacterized. Lineage: Eukaryota; Viridiplantae; Streptophyta; Magnoliopsida; Malpighiales; Euphorbiaceae. The transcript is spliced from 11 exons. The record is from RefSeq and is a predicted model, not a curated record. The coding region runs from base 305 to 1846 and encodes 513 amino acids.